Exophiala spinifera is the source of this 1635-nucleotide messenger RNA. RefSeq lists its product as uncharacterized. The transcript is spliced from 2 exons. Bases 1 to 1635 code for a protein of 544 amino acids. Gene Ontology annotation, cellular component: Golgi apparatus; endoplasmic reticulum. Gene Ontology annotation, biological process: phosphoenolpyruvate transmembrane import into Golgi lumen. The record is from RefSeq and is a predicted model, not a curated record. Lineage: Eukaryota; Fungi; Ascomycota; Eurotiomycetes; Chaetothyriales; Herpotrichiellaceae. Gene Ontology annotation, molecular function: antiporter activity; phosphoenolpyruvate transmembrane transporter activity.
AUGACGACUACGAUGACCGAAACUCCUGAGUUGCGACAUGGCGCUCAUCACCGCUCGCUAUCCCCUCUCAAAGGAACUAGAGAAUCGACCUCUCGAGAGAGAUUUCCUUCAUUUGACGAUGCCCUACCAAAGUUCACAUUCAACCCCGGUGCACCCGUGGUUGCUGAGAGUCCCCUGGAAGUAACAACAGGUCCUCUUUCGAACCCUGAGAUCAAGUGGCCCACGAGGAGAGAGAGUCAGAGAUUGCGCAAUGGGAGAUCCCCAGUGAUACAUGGUCAUCGACCUAGGAGAAGCCUUAGUGACGCAAUAAACAACUUUCGGGCACGACGAGGCAGUGUAAGCGAGAAUGCGCAAGAAUUGGCUGAAGCGCUGAGGGCACCGGUGUCCUACAAACUCAUUGCUCUUUGUAUCGUCUGGUACAUGACCUCAGCCCUUACAAACACAUCAUCCAAAUCCAUUCUAAAUGCUUUCCCGAAGCCAGCGACCCUCACAAUUGUUCAAUUUGCCUCAGUCUCGUUCUGGUGUCUGGUAUUGACCGGUCUGUCAUCGACAUUUCCCUCACUAAAGCGAUCCGUACCUGCACUCAGGAAUGGUCUGAGGAAGCCGUCUUGGGAAGUAUUGGCGACAGCAUUUCCACUGUCGAUUUUCCAACUUCUAGGCCACCUGCUCAGCUCAUACGCCACUUCUAAGAUUCCGGUCUCACUCGUCCACACUAUCAAGGGCCUGUCGCCGCUAUUCACGGUCCUCGCAUACCGGAUUGUAUUUCGAAUUCGCUACAAACGAGCAACAUACCUGUCACUUGUCCCACUCACCCUAGGUGUGAUGAUGGCAUGUUCUACGGACUUUUCAAGCAAUUUCUGGGGAAUCAGUGCUGCAUUGGUGGCAGCACUUGUUUUCGUGAGCCAAAACAUCUUCUCAAAGAAACUUUUUACCGAGGCAUCGCGUGCAGAAGCAGAUGGACAGACUCACCUGCCGCGAAAGCUGGACAAGCUCAACCUGCUAUGCUACUGUUCUGUCGGUGCCUUCCUACUUUCCGCCCCUGUCUGGAUCUAUACCGAAGGGUUCGAACUCAUAGAAGAGUUGUGGAAGGAUGGAUUCAUCGGCCUCUCGACCAAAAGAAAUGCCUUGGAUCAUGGUGGGCUCAUGUUGGAAUUCAUCUUCAACGGGGUCUCCCACUUUUUUCAGAAUAUCAUGGCCUUUGUCUUGUUAUCGAUGCUGUCGCCAGUGUCCUAUUCUGUGGCAUCAUUGAUAAAACGGGUCUGGGUUAUUGUGCUUGCUGUGGUCUGGUUCCGCAGCUCGACCACCUCGAUGCAGGCCGUCGGCAUUCUGCUCACAUGUGUCGGGCUUUAUCUCUACGAUCGUACCAGCAUGGAAGACGCUGCGGAAAGACGAACCAAGAGCGAUCAUUUCCGUCACAAAACAGCUUUGUUGCCUGUGACCGAAGUCAACACUCCUGGAUUGCAGCUAAGCAACCCAAUGGACCUGAAUCAUAGAAGUGAGAUGUCUGAUUCUCACCCUAAGAGGGAUGAUAGUCGAGGUCGAACACAUGAAUCGCCUUUCGCGUCUGGGUGGCUGCCUCCUGGAACCAAGCAAGAAAGCACCUGGGAAGCUGCAGAAAGAAAUGCAAAGUCAUAA